Messenger RNA from Rhineura floridana, 794 nucleotides. RefSeq lists its product as uncharacterized. The record is from RefSeq and is a predicted model, not a curated record. The coding region runs from base 44 to 727 and encodes 227 amino acids. The transcript is spliced from 2 exons. NCBI's taxonomy places the organism in Eukaryota, Metazoa, Chordata, Lepidosauria, Squamata, Rhineuridae.
AGACAAUAAAAGGUUAUAUAUCCAAAAUGCAAGAUGAUCAAGGAUGCAAUCCUAUACCCACUUAAGUGAGGCUGUCGAUUUGCUGAACCGUUGCCUGGCCUCGACAAUGGACUGGAUGAGAGUUAACAAACUGAAGCUCAAUCCAGACAAGACUGAGAUGCUGUUGGUGGACGGGUUCUCUGAUCGGAUGGUGGAUAUAUACCCUGUCCUGGACGGGGUUACACUCCCCCUAAAGGACCAGGUUCGUAGUCUGGGAGUCUUUUUAGACUCUUCCCUCUCACUUGAGGCUCAAGUAGCCUCGGUGGUUAGGAAUGCGUUUUACCAACUUCGGUUGGUAGCCCAGCUACAUCCCUAUUUGAGUAAAGAGGACCUUACAUCAGUGGUACAUGCUCUGGUAACCUCAUGUUUGGAUUACUGUAAUGCGCUUUACGUAGGGCUACCUUUGAAGACAGUUCGGAAGCUACAACUAGUGCAAAAUGCGGCGGCCAGAUUGCUGACAAGGACCAAGCGGUCCGAGCAUAUAACACCUGUUCUGGCCAGCUUGCACUGGUUGCCAAUAUGUUUCUGGGCUAGAUUCAAAGUGUUGGUAUUAACCUAUAAAGCCUUAUACGGUGCGGACCACGAUACCUUGCGGAACGCCUCUUCCGAUAUGAACCGGCCCGUGCACUACGUUCUGCUACGAAGGCCCUCCUCCGGGUUCCAACUCACAGGGAGGCCCGGAGGGUGAUGACAAGAUCUAGGGCCUUCUCAGUGGUGGCCCCCGAACUAUGGAACAGUCUCCCCGAGGAACUACG